AUGAUGAGUGGCACUGGAAACGUUUCCUCGCUGGUUCACAGCUACAACAACAACACACAGCACAACGAUGGGGCCCAAGACCUGGAUCUGUUAGAGUCAGAGCUGUUGGAUAUCGCACUGCUAAAUCCUGGGUCGUCUCUGCAAGAUCCUGCCCUACUGUCCAUCAAUCCGGACGAAAUGACUGCUGCUCACACCCCUGUACCGAUAAAGGAAGUAGAUCGGGAACUAAGGGAUGACGUCCCUUCCUUGCAGGGCUUACUCGAUCGGCACAUCCAGUUUGGUAGAAGACUACCGCUGAGGACGCCAUACGCCAACCCGCUGGAUUUCAUCAAUAUUAAUCCACAGUCGCUGCCAUUGGCAUUGGAAAUCAUCGGGUUGCCCAAGGUCUCUAGAGUGGAGACCCAAAUGAAGCUGGGGUUUCGCAUCAGAAAUGCACAUGAAAGAAAGAACUACUUUAUUCAUCUACCCUCCGAUUGUAUUGCAAAGGACAAGUUUUUUAUCCACUCGGACGAUCCGACCAAUUUGACCAUACCCAACAAGGACAUCAACGAAAGGACCCUCUUCUUGGACGCUUUCCUCUUGUCUGCAUCCAACAGCAGUAACAACAACUUCAAACAGACCUAUGUUUGCAACAGAUGCAUCAACAGAGAAAAAAGAAGAGCUUCGAGAAGAAAGUCCGGGUUGAAUGACAAUUCCAUCUGGCAAAGUAACGAAAAUAAAAGAGCAAUCAUAUUCAACAGUAAACAGAUAUUCAUCAUCAAUAAUAACGGCUCGAGCGAUGACGCCAGUGCCGUUGAUUUCGAUUUACCAACCCGAAUCGUCUGCUAUUGCAGGCACCAUAAGGCCACUAACGGAUUUGUGAUUUUGUUCCUCUUGAAAGAUCAUAAUGGCGAUAUCAUGGCCAAGACCAUAACUGAGCCCAUUAUGAUCAUGGACAAAAAGAAUGCCGGCAACGUCACUACCCCAAUAAGCACCAGCAAUGCUCAAAUAUCGCCCAUGACAAACGACAAUAGGUCGUUUUCAUCUCCCCAAAGCGACGUAAAUUUCCCACCAGAUUUCCCCAUUCCUUCGAAUAAUAAGGAAUUUAUCAUUUCCACAAAUUGCAUGCUUAAUAAUAACAAUAAUAUUAAUACCAAUACCUCAACGACCAACAAUAACAGACAUUUCCCAUCUCCAAAGUCUUCUAGUGAAGACAGCAACCAUUCAUUUUCAGAUAUUCAUUUUUCAAACAACAAAGACUCCAAUUUUCACCGUUCAUUGGAUUCCUGGUCUUCCGCAGGCUUCAAUAACUCGUCAAAUCCCGCGCUUACCACGCUCACCAGUGAUUUCAGUACCACUUCCACAAGAAAUACAGGCAAGAGACAGCAUUCAAUAAAGGAACCCUUUUCGUCCGCUCCAAACUCAUUUGCACGUCUUUCUCAAAAUUUUACCGAUUCAUCUACUCACAUUUCGAACCACGGCACUAUUCCCAUGGGCCUCAAUAACAACCCCUCCAUUCAACGUGUCAUCCCCGCACAAGGGUCUAUUAAUGGAGGUAUUGAGGUUACUCUACUAGGUUCGAAGUUCAAGCAAGGCCUAAUCAUCAAAUUUGGCGAAAACAUAGCACUUUCUAGCCAAUGCUGGAACGAAUCUACAAUGGUAACUUACUUACCACCAUCGUCGAAACCGGGACCUGUAUUGGUAACUAUCCUCGACCCGAGUGAAGCAUCCAUGAGAAACAAUAGCAACAGUAGUAUUUCUACUUGUAAUAGCGGCAACGAUAUAUUACAAUCGAAUAAAUACACCGGCGGUAAAGCUAUUUUCACUUAUGUUGAUGACACUGACAGACAACUAAUUGAAUUGGCUUUGCAGAUCGUUGGAUUGAAAAUGAACGGUAAACUAGAAGAUGCAAGAAGUAUUGCUAAAAGAAUUGUCGGUAGUGAUUCGCCGUCAUCCAGCAAUGACACAAGAUCUGAUGCUCAAAAUAUUUCGCCAAAUUCGUACUCGAGUAUGAUGGUGGACAUCAAUGAUGAACAACUGAUCAUUGAAGUUAUUAAGUCCUUCAAACAAAAUAACAACAUUUCCAUUAAUCUUUCCAUGUGUGAUGUUAGAGGUAGAACUUUACUACAUUUAGCGGCAUUUAAUAACUACUAUAGCCUUGUCUCAUUAUUGGUCAAAUAUGGUUCGCGCUUAAAUGAUCAAGAUAUUUUUGGUUUUACUCCGUUACAUAUGGCUUGUAUUAAUGGGGAUUUGAGAAUUGUAAGACUACUAUUGGAAUGUAACGUGGAUAUCAUGAAGAAAACAAAAAACGGCUUUAUUGCCAAACAAUUCUUUUUGAUGAAUUACACUGUCAAUAAAGUAAAAUACUCUGAUUAUGAAACUAGUUUGUUUGACAGUAUCUUAACCAGAUUGACCCCGAAUACCACAACGAACUCUAAAAAUGAACCAUUCGAAAGGAAUUCAUCUCAGUCUAGUUUCAAUUCUAGUUUAUUUGAUGAUGAUGCUGAUAGUCAUGCUCAACAAAAAAGGGAGCAUCCACCAGUCAACUCUGCUGUUUCCAUUUCUCAUCUAUCCGGUUUCAAUAAUGAUGCGUCAUUUGCAGACAUGGAUUUAGAUUCGGGAUAUGACGUAAGUGACUGCGAAUCCUCUUCAGAUGAAAUUGCCCUAGAGUUUUUCAAUACCCAUAAAAUCAAGGACGCCUCAUUCAAACAAAAUCAACAACGACAAACCACGGAAACUAACACAGAAAACGACGGGUCUUUAUGGAACAGGAUGCUGACUCGUCUAAAUGACGAACUACCCAAGUAUGAAGAUCUCUUCCCUAAAAAAUCCAAAAAUUGGGAACUUGGUAGUAAGUCUGUCGAAAUCGGGCUACACGACAACACCAUUCAAGAGAGCAUGGAUGAUUCCCAAACCUCUUCUGAAGAAGAUGAGUUGGAAGCUUUACAAAUUGGAUUUAAUUCAAUCUUCUCCAAGAAGCAAAAUUUCCAGAAUGAUAAAAUGCUGCUAUUUUUUUGGAUCCCAUUGACUUUGGUAUUAUUAUUAUGUUUUACACUGUCAAACUUAGGGAAAGAUGACGACAUGUUCCACAACCUGUCUAAAGUCGUCCAGGAAUACUUGAGAAUCGGAUUAGCAAACAUUUUAUUAGGCAAUGAAAGAAUGAAAGCCUCUUUCAAAAUGAAAUUAUCGAACUUUCAAAACAAUAACAUUCUAAAUGACAUGCGAGCCAGUUGA
Messenger RNA from Saccharomyces eubayanus, 3213 nucleotides. RefSeq names its product Spt23p (gene SPT23). NCBI's taxonomy places the organism in Eukaryota, Fungi, Ascomycota, Saccharomycetes, Saccharomycetales, Saccharomycetaceae. The transcript has a single exon. Gene Ontology annotation, molecular function: protein binding. The coding region runs from base 1 to 3213 and encodes 1070 amino acids. The record is from RefSeq and is a predicted model, not a curated record. Gene Ontology annotation, cellular component: nucleus. Gene Ontology annotation, biological process: regulation of gene expression.